Danio aesculapii is the source of this 3391-nucleotide messenger RNA. RefSeq names its product small integral membrane protein 32-like. The record is from RefSeq and is a predicted model, not a curated record. The transcript is spliced from 2 exons. NCBI's taxonomy places the organism in Eukaryota, Metazoa, Chordata, Actinopteri, Cypriniformes, Danionidae. The coding region runs from base 545 to 868 and encodes 107 amino acids.
GUCUGUCUGAGGAGAGAGAGACAUUCGCGCGUCUCCAUCUCCAUUGCGCACUCACUUCUAUGUGUCCUUUAUUUGUUCUUUUCCUAUCCACAAGAAUCGGAUUGAACGAGCGCGUCACCGGAGGUCGCGGACGACGGGUGCGUGCGCGAAAAGCCACUUUCCCGGGAUAUAAACAUGCGAAUGGAUGCCGGUUAGACGGUUUGAUGCAAGGCAUGGAAACCUGUGGGAAAGGAGAGAUUUUGUGUGUGCGAGGAUAUUGAGAGCCGUCAUGCGCGCUCGUUGAUCUUCACUGCGCGUUUAUUGAGUCAUUUUUUGGUGCGACUGGAGAGGUCCCGUCUCUCCGGUGGCGCGCGAAUCUAUGGGAAAGCACAUUGUGGACAUGGAUAGACAGUUCGAGUUAUUUGUGGAUGUAGUCUUGAUGAUCAGAACCCCUGUCUAGGAGUGCUGGUGGCUUUUGGGGAGUUUGUGGUAUGCGAUCGCGCCGCGUCCUCCUCGCCCUGCUGUCCACGCGCACAGACCAGUGCCGGUGUGCGCUACGUUCAUCAUGCUGAGGCAGAUGCUGUUAAACUCCACAGCGGCGGCGAGAGACUUCGACCUGAUGAGCAACACACAGACGCCGGCGCCGCUGAACGUCUCGCAGGGGCCCGUGAGUGUGUCGGCACUCCUGAAGCCUACGGGUCGCGGGGCCGCCCUGCGAGAGGGCGAGACUGACAAACCCGACCUGGCCACGUAUGUAGUGAUGUGCUUGCUGCUGUUCCUGCUGGUCCUCCUCAUCGUCUUCUUCAUCAACUGUCAGCUCAGAAACUCGUUUUUCGCCUCCAUGCCUUACGACCGCUCGCUGCGAGAGGCCCGCAGCUCCUACAAAUGACUCUAGCUGAACUCUCUGAUUUGUCUGUAUAUACUGACUGUUCUUUUGGGAGUUUUUUUGUACUUAUGCACGGCCGUUUCUCCCAACUUAGGCUCAUUGGGAAUAUGCACACCUAGAGCUAUGUGUUUGCAAACCUUGAAAUACGUUCUCCGGUGAUAUUUCAAUUCAAGUUUAUUGGGAUUUCCUUGCAGCCUGUGUUCACAGAUCCACUAGAGGGCGCUGUGUACAUUUUUAAAAAUGUCCAAUACAUGAUUGGACAAGGGCUGCAUCUAAAAUCGCCUACUACUGGUGUGUGUACUACAUCCACCACAGCUGCCGGGGAGAAAAAAAACAUACAAUAAGGGAAUUUUUUACAGUGUAGCCUACUGUUUUUUCUUAAUACUAUGAAUUCGGACAACCUAGGCUCACAUACUGUUUUUAACAUACCAUAUAGUAUGGAAGUAUGCGAUUUCAGAUGCAGCCUAUGUUUUCUCAUAUGUGCUAUUUACAUGUCCUCUUCAUAGAUCCACUAGAGGGCGCUGUGUACAUUUCUGCGAAUAACAAAUAUAUUACUGGACUACAGUUUCUCAUACAUCAUAUAUAUGUCAUUGUAAAUCCACUAGAGGGCGCUGUGUACACUAAAAAAAAUUCUCAACACAAAUAAAUCAAGUAAAUUUACCAAAUUUAAGUUAAUUGAACAUAAAACAAUUACGUUUCUCCCCCAAUAAAACUAAAUUGUGUUGUUUGAGCUCAUUUUAAAUAUGUAGUUCGAACAAGCAGCAAAAAAAAAUUUUUUUAAAGUUUACAUUUAUAUGAAUCUAAAUACCUUCCUGGACUUCUCAUACACUACCUGUCAAAAAUCUUGUUGCCUAUCCAAGGAGCAAGAAAUAAUAACUCGACUUCUAGUUGAUCAUUUGGUAUCAGAAGUGGCUAAUAUGAAAGGUAAAGGCCUCUAGAUGACAUUUAUUUGAGCACAAUAAAAUAUGAUCAUGGCUUGAUUAUUAAUGAUUUCAUUAGGACAGUAAGGUCUGACUCUGCUUAGACAAAAGUCUCGUCACUGAACCUUCAAUAAUGUCCAGUAUAGAAUAUGUGCUCAUGCUGCAGUGGAAACAGAAUGAAUAUUGUGUCUGACUCCAUCAUGAGCUUGGAGGACUGCAUCCAUACAUCUCUGACAUGACUCAAAUCACUGAUUAAUAAAGUCAUCUGGAAUGGCAAAGAAAGCGUUCCUGCAGGACUCCCAGAGUUCAUCAAGACUCUUUGGAUUCAUCUUCAAUGCCUCCUCCUUCAUUUUACCCCAGCAUGCUCAAUAAUGUUCAUCUCUGGUGACUGGGCUGGCCAAUCCUAGAGCACCUUGACCUUCUUAGCUUUCAGGAGCUUUGAUGUGGAGGCUGAAGUAUGAGAAGGAGCGCUAUCCUGCUGGAGAAUUUGCCCUCUCCUGUGGUUUGUAAUGUAAUGGGCAGCACAAAUGUCUUGAUACCUCAGGCUGUUGAUGUUGCCAUCCACUCUGCAGAUCUCUCGCACGCCCCCAUACUGAAUGUAACCCCAAACCAUGACUUUUCCUUCACCAAACUUGACUGAUAUCUAUGAGAAUCUUUGCUCCAUGCAGGUUCCAAUAUGUCUUCUGCAGUAUUUGUGAUGAUUGGGAUGCAGUUCAACAGAUGAUUCAGCAGAAAAAUCGACCUUCUGACACUUUUCCAAAUGAUCAACUAGAAGUCGAGUUAUUAUUUGUUGCUCUUACAACGGAGAUCCACGACAAGACUUUUGUCAGGUAGUGUACAUGCCAUUUCUUCAAGUAAAGCCUUGUCGUGCAUAUUGACUGAAUCACACACACCAUUCACUAAACCCAACUGAUAGAGUUUUCAAAAGCAAACGAGAAUAGUAAAGCAUAUUGCGGGGGGUAUACUUUCACCACGAUUUCCCUUUUUUUUUAUUUUUGUACUUGGUUUCUGGAACCGUCCUUCACCAGACGCAAACCUGGUCUGCUCUGAAUCCCAAGUACGAGGUGAGCUACCAAGCAAACUGAACAUGUACGACCAUGAACACAUUCGAUUACAGAUCACAAAUGAAUGUAAGUCAUUUUAGUGCGAUUUAUUCAGUGCUACACGAACAAGCUUUUAUUCGUCAACAAUGCCUCCCUUUAAAUGUCACUAGUGCAAAAAGAUAUAGAAGUUGUUGGCAUCAUAUGGCCCCAUAACAUUCGCUUUAUCGACAAACUGCAGGCAAACGUAUGUCAAGGCGCGUAUUUGCAGUUUCCCCAAAAUGUAUCCCUGGGCACAUAUUCCCAACGAGCCUGAGUUGGUUUCUCUCCAUGUAGGGUUUCUCACGAGUCCUGUGCAUUAUGUAAGGCAGAUUAUUUUCUUGUAUGGUGUGAAACCUUGAUUAAAUCUCACAUACAUUGAGUGUCUGUGUCUGGAGAACGUGUUGAUAUUGAUUGUGGUCGACAGGAUGAGAAGAAGCAAAAACACGAGGCUUAGGAAACCUGCUGAUCUGCUGUUCGACCCCUGCUUAACUUAUUAUAAUGGGUAUUUCCAUCAUUCACUCAAC